GUCGUAAUCUCCUGCGCGGCUAUCUCGCAAUUGCUGGACCGCAGCAGCUGCGAUCGCAUUUUCGUGUUUGUAGAGGACUAGAGGAGAUGACGUGUUAUGUGUGUGAUCUUCUACUAAUUAUGAGAAAUAAUUUACAUAGUAUGACAUUCUGAACUCAGAUAUCGAAAUUCUGUUAACCUUUGACCUAUGAUUUUGUUUUUCGUAACGUGCAUAUUGUUAUAAAUACUGAGCUAUCUGUUUCCUCCCUAUUUUAUAUUAAAUCUGCUCUAUUGGAUCGUACCUUAUGAAAUAAUUAAUAAAUCACAAUCAAUACUUCGUGUCACCUUUAUUUUUUUUCACUUACCUAUGGCAAUUUAAACCGAAGACAAGGUUAUCGUUUACUAGUGUUUUUGUAAACAAGAAAAUUGUUGUGAUGCAUUUCAUGUUACUAUUCAGUCGUCAAGGCAAGCUUCGUCUUCAAAAAUGGUAUGUUGCUCAUCCUGACAAGGUGAAAAAGAAAAUUACCAGAGAACUUAUAACCACAAUUUUAGCCAGAAAGCCUAAAAUGUGUAGUUUUCUUGAAUGGAAAGAAUUAAAAAUUGUUUAUAAAAGGUAUGCAAGUCUUUAUUUUUGUUGUGCUAUUGAACAGAAUGAUAAUGAACUUCUUACUUUGGAAAUCAUUCACCGCUAUGUUGAAUUACUAGACAAAUAUUUUGGUAGUGUCUGCGAGCUGGAUAUAAUAUUCAACUUUGAAAAGGCAUAUUUUAUACUGGAUGAGUUAUUAUUAGGUGGGGAAAUACAGGAGACUAGUAAGAAAAAUGUACUCAAGGCUAUCUCAGCUCAGGAUCUCUUGCAAGAGGAAGAAACGCCUCAAACAUUUUUUGAAGACCAUGGCCUCGGUUAACAAAUAUCAAUUGGACACAUUCCUUAGACAUUCCAAACUAAUUGAUAAAUAAAUAUAUAAAAAAAAAAAACAAGUAUUAGACACAAUUUAUUAUACUUACGCCUAAUUAUUAUUAUCACUUUUUAUUGUAUUAUGAAUGUAUACAACUAUAAUAGGUGACAGUGCUAUAUGUCCGUCCAAUUUUAUUACAAUUUAUUUUUUGUCCAUAGGCAAUAAAAAAAAAAACUUUUUUCGUUUUGUAUUCCUAUA
Diuraphis noxia (Russian wheat aphid) is the source of this 1132-nucleotide messenger RNA. RefSeq names its product AP-1 complex subunit sigma-2 (gene AP-1sigma). Lineage: Eukaryota; Metazoa; Arthropoda; Insecta; Hemiptera; Aphididae. The record is from RefSeq and is a predicted model, not a curated record. Gene Ontology annotation, cellular component: AP-1 adaptor complex; membrane coat. Gene Ontology annotation, biological process: vesicle-mediated transport; intracellular protein transport. Gene Ontology annotation, molecular function: clathrin-cargo adaptor activity.